AGAUAAUAUGUACGAAGAAGCAAGAAGCCGAUAUAUGUGAAUUUAAACUCAUCUAUCCUCACAAUAAAUUGUUGAUAUGAGAAUGGAUGAUACACGUGGUGUAGUAUGUUUAUGGGGAAGUCUCAAAAAUCAUCCACAAUGCCCUCAUGGGCCAACAUUACUAUUUGGUACAUAUGUUGGUGGGGAAUUGAAGAAAUUUUAUGCAUGCUCUGCUUGUCGUGAUAGAAAAUUAUGCAAAUUCUAUCUAGAGUAUGGGCAAGAAUUGACCAAAUCUCGCAAAAACGUAUGGGAGCAGGAAAAAAAAAAACUUAGCCAGCAUUAUCCCCAUCAAAAAUUGUAUAUUCGUUUCAAUGAAAUCAAAGCACAAUCCGUAACACAGAGAUGUUAUUGCCAUGAUUGCGAAAGAUUAAUUUUUAGUUCUGAAAAAGAUGAGCAUAUUGAUCAUGAUAUUACAGAGAAUUUAACAGAUCAUCAAUUGCAUCAUCCGACGGAGCUUCUAAAACCUCUAGAUAAUGCAAAGAAAGAAGCACAAUAUUUAUUUUCUAAGAAAUCAACAGAGGACAUAACAAAAAUGCUUUUAAAGCUUGGAGCUAAGCAGAUUCUUUGUAUUGGAACCCCAAGAAUACAUGAAUAUAUAACUGAACAUUAUGUAGAUAAAAUGUCUUCUCUUCUCUUAGACUUUGAUGGAAGAUUUCAUAACUUUUUUGGACCACUGGAUUAUUGUUGGUACAAUCUUUUCAAUCAUCACUUUUUUAACAAAGAUGCUGUUAAUGUGUUCAAAGAUUUUAUCACUCAAAAUGAAGGAAAAAAUACUUAUUUAAUAUGUGAUCCCCCAUUUGGGGGUCGUGUGGAAGCCAUAUCUUACACAAUAAAAACGAUAUUUGAUCUGCAUAAAAAAUUAAAUAACAAUAAUGUUUCUUUGAAGAUUAUGUUUAUAUUUCCAUAUUUUAUGGAAAAUAUUAUGAGAGAAAAGAGUAAUCCACCAUCAGUAACUGGUGGCUUAAAAGACUUGAUAAUGUCUGAUUAUAAAGUGGAUUAUGAUAAUCAUCCUUUGUUUGUGUCAGGUAAACAAGGUAGAAAAUAUGGCUCUCCAGUAAGAAUCUUCACAAAUAUAUCAUUAAAGUUACUAGAGCUUUCUAUGUCCGAUGGAUACAAAUUUUGUAAAGAUUGUGAAAAGUGGGUGUCUAGUGAAAACAAGCAUUGCAAGAAAUGCAAGGAAUGUACUUCCAAAGAUGGUCGUACUUAUAAGCACUGUAAAAUAUGUAAGCGAUGUGUAAAACCUACUUGGGAACAUUGCAAAACAUGUAACAGAUGUAUGUUAGAGAAACAUAUGUGUGGCCAAAUUCCAAAUAUUGUAGGAAAAUGUUUUAAAUGCAAUGAAUUAGGUCAUACUGAAAAAGCAUGUCUCAAUUUACUUUCUACUGAUUGUGAGAACAUACAUGAAACAGAUGUAAAGAAAGGUAAAAGAGUUGCGAAACGCAAAGCAGAAAAUGAAUUGAUGAAAUCUUCAGUUAAAAAGAAUAAAAUUAAACAUUCCAAAGAGAUAGUUAAACAAAAUGUUCUUAUUGAUAGAAAAAAAGUUUUAAAAUUAAAACAGAAUAAAAAGAAACUCUCAAGAAUAAAAAAUGACAAUGAAUAAGAUAAAGAAACUAAUGUAAAUUUGUAUUGUUUUUUGUAUUAUGCAUAUUAAAUAAUUUUUUUUCAG
Cataglyphis hispanica is the source of this 1705-nucleotide messenger RNA. Its product is annotated as rRNA N6-adenosine-methyltransferase ZCCHC4. The coding region runs from base 77 to 1639 and encodes 520 amino acids. Gene Ontology annotation, cellular component: nucleolus; cytoplasm. The record is from RefSeq and is a predicted model, not a curated record. Gene Ontology annotation, biological process: rRNA methylation. The transcript is spliced from 4 exons. NCBI's taxonomy places the organism in Eukaryota, Metazoa, Arthropoda, Insecta, Hymenoptera, Formicidae. Gene Ontology annotation, molecular function: zinc ion binding; rRNA (adenine-N6-)-methyltransferase activity; nucleic acid binding.